GACAACCUGUGUCAUCCCUAUAUACUAAGUACUACCGUACUUAGUGUCCCAUACCUAUCUUGUCUCUUACUUUUUCCAUCCCUACCUCCUUUUUUGUUGUUUCUAGAAUGAAGUGAGUCAGAAGAGGUUAAAGAAACUGUCCAGCUUCCAACUAAGAGUUUUACAUCAUGCAUUAACAUUUCCUGCUGUCAAGAAAGUACUUUACUCUACCUGUUCUGUUUAUAAGGAGGAGAAUGAGAUGGUGGUGUGUAAAGCAUUGCAGAGGUUUGGAGGUGUCUUUGACCUCGAAGCUGUAAUGCCAGAGUGGAGCUGUAGGGGAUUUCCAGUGUUUCCUGGAGGUGAGAGAUGUUUAAGAUCUGGGCAUGACAAUGGAACAAAUGGAUUCUUCAUCGCACUUUUUAUACGAAAAGAAAUUGUUUGCCCACUGGUUGAGGAGGCAAGCAAAGUAAAGAAGCAACAACGAAGAACUCAAGCAAAACCUGUUACUCUUAAGUAAUAUUUGUUUACUUCUGUAUAUAUUUCAUCACGUAUUAGGACUGGAGUGUGGUUUGAGAUGCACCAAAAUCGUUUGUUCCUAGCUACAUUCCUCUUUCAUUUCAGUUUGAGCAAAAGUAAAAUUUU
Geodia barretti is the source of this 621-nucleotide messenger RNA. NCBI's taxonomy places the organism in Eukaryota, Metazoa, Porifera, Demospongiae, Tetractinellida, Geodiidae. The record is from the annotation of a GenBank genome assembly.